GGCAAAAUAUGUACCGGGAAUGAGUAUACUUUCAAAGGCAAAUGUUAUGUAUAAUAUCAAUGUAGGUAGAUUUAGAAAAAUAUCGGAAACAUCAAUCUUUUGCCACACAUUCAAAAUAAUGAUGGAUGACAGACAGAUAAAACAAGCUUGCAGAUAACUUCCUACUUACAUCUUGUAUUGUCGCAAAAUUAUAUAUUUAAUCAAGAUGAAUUUUUAUUGUUUAAAUAUUUUUGCUAUAGUAAUUUCUUAUUCAUCGGCCCUGAUGGAGGAAGGUUAUGUGACUUUCGAUUUUGAUUUUGAUCCUGAGAAGGAUGCUGACACUGUCUACAAGAACUUCACAAAAUCGAUGUAUCAAGGCUCAGACAUAAUGUUUACAAUCGAUUGCAAAGGAAACGACACAGAUUUUCUUCUCAGUGUGCUAUUAUUUUCACAGCCAUGCCAUGAAAAAGAUGUUUCAGUAAUGGGACUUACCCAGCAAAUAUUCGAAUUAAGCUCAAAGUGUCAAGAAAAGCUUGUGCUUCAAAAAGAUGAACUUAAAAAACUUGUUGUUAAAAAGUUAGAUAUCUCGGACAGUACACCACCAGAUGCUAUACCCAAUGAACCAAUAAAGCCUAACACAGUAACACCAACACAACAGACAAAGACAACUGCCAAUAACAGAAAGAAAAAAAGUUUACAGGAGCAUAUAAUUGUGAAAAGAGCAAACCAAGCUAAAAAAGUAACAACAAACAGACCAAUAGCAGCAAAGAAACUACCAACAAACAGACCAAUACCAGCAAAGAAAAGAAAACAAAGCAGACCAACAGCAUCAGUGACAAGAAAAACUACGAAAACGCAGACAACAAAACUUAGAAUAGUGACCAUGAGUGAAAAUGCAGCAAAAAAUGUGAUCACUAACAAACCUGUAACUGCAGCACAUAAUGUACCUGUUGGGGCCAAUGUAUUGCCAAAAACAGAAUUCAAAGCUAUAUAUACAUUAAGACUUGGUUUCUCUGGUGAAACUAAAAUGAAAUUUCAUGUUAAAAUUGAGUCAAAACAUAAAGGAUCAUAUCUGUCAGCUAUCAACUAUCCUCUUCUGCCGUUCUUUGGUAUAAUGUCAUUGGUGUAUCUUGCAUUUGCUAUUGGGUGGUUUGUUGUAUCGUGUUGUAAUUGGAGAGAUUUACUUCGAGUCCAGUUUUGGAUUGGAGCAGUUAUUGCAUUGGGAAUGUUCGAAAAUGCUUUGUUUUAUACCGAAUAUAGAAAUAUCAGUAGCUCUGGCUCAGAAAAUGGGUUGCUUUAUUUUGCUGAGAUAGUAUCUUGUAUUAAGCGUGCUCUUGCACGGAUACUUGUGGUCAUUGUCAGUCUUGGUUUUGGCAUUGUAAAGCCACGACUUGGUGAGACGUUACACAAAGUAUUAGCUAUGGGUGGUUUAUAUUUUCUGCUAGCUGCAAUCGAAGGAUGUAUACGCGUGCAUGAUAGUAGUAAAUUAGUUUCAAAAACACAACUCUACGCGCUGGUCCCUCUCACUGCGUUAGAUGUCGCCUUAUGUUGGUGGGUAUUCACAGCCUUGGUGCAAACCACACGUACACUUCGUAUAAGAAAGAACAUUGUUAAAUUGACAUUGUAUCGACACUUUACAAAUACUCUCAUUUUUUCUGUCGUAGCCUCGCUUGCAUAUAUGAUUUGGAUGAUCAAGCAAAGCCGGUUUACUGAUUGUAUUGAUGUUUCAACGAUAUGGAUGAACGAUGCAUUGUGGCCAUUUUUAUUUGCAAUUAUUCUACUUGUCAUUAUGGUGUUGUGGAGGCCUAGCAUCAACAACCAAAGAUACGCUUUCACACCGCUUGACGCAGGUGACAGUGAUGGAGAUGAUGAUAUGACAUUGUCUGAUGCUUUUGAGGGUAUGAAAAUGAGGAACAAAUCCGACAGUCACAUAAAUGGAAACGUCACAAAGAACCGAAAUAAAGCCGAUGAUGAUUUAAAAUGGGUAGAAGAAAAUAUACCAUCCGUUCCCUCCACGCUGCUUCCUACCAUUGACUCAGAUGAGGAAAUCAUAAUGACGAAAUUUGAAACUUCAAAGAUGGAUUAAUAAAUGUUUACUUUCAAAUGGAACAUAUUACUUGAAGUUGGAAUUAUCGUUUUUGUGUGAUGUCAGAUUAAAUUUUUGGGGUGUGAAAAUUCCAAUCUGUUUAGCAUUCGUUAAGGACUGGAUGAAGAAGACAAAAACUCGAUAAUACAAUAAUAUUUAUUUAAAAUAUGGGAUAUUAUUGGUUUUUAGUAUAAAAUGUUUGUUUCUUAGUUGUUAGUUUUCCCUUCAUUAUCUGUUUUUAUAUUUAGAAGAUUUCAUAUGUUUGCAUGCCAGAAGUUGUUGAAUUUAGUCAGCUGUUAAUCAGCUGUUAGUCAGCUGUUAGUUGAAAUAAUGAACUAUAUACACGUGCUUGCAUUUUUUAAGCAAGGUACAAACCAUCUUGAGAAUGUUGUUCUUUUGUGAAGCAAGUGUUUAUUGAAACAUGUUUGCUAUGCAUUGUACACCCAGAACUUCAAGUCACGUGUGAUGUUCUUAAACUAAAUUCUUAUAAAGGUCGUGUAAAAACCAACUUUUUCUCUCUCCUUCGUAGAAAAAUUGCAAGUACCUAAAUUUCAAAAAUAGUCCUGUAUUUUGUUGUUGUAUAUGCUUCAUCUUAACCUUUUAACAUGUUACAUUUUAUAAUGUACCUAUAUUCCAGUCUAAAUGUAGACCACGAUUCCAUCUUACGGUGUAAAGCUCGCCUUGUUUUUUUGUCUAAAAAUGGACCGUGCCCCUUUUCUUCGGUGUAAAGCUAGACCAUGUUUUUGGUUAUUCACGAUGUAUAAUAAAACAUUGUAAUUUUUUUGGUUUACGAUGAUUUUUGGUUAACUAAGUUUUUUUCUUA
This is a messenger RNA of Hydractinia symbiolongicarpus, 2888 nucleotides long. Its product is annotated as transmembrane protein 87A-like. NCBI's taxonomy places the organism in Eukaryota, Metazoa, Cnidaria, Hydrozoa, Anthoathecata, Hydractiniidae. The transcript is spliced from 21 exons. Bases 206 to 2065 code for a protein of 619 amino acids. The record is from RefSeq and is a predicted model, not a curated record. Gene Ontology annotation, cellular component: membrane; Golgi apparatus. Gene Ontology annotation, biological process: retrograde transport, endosome to Golgi.